Protopolystoma xenopodis is the source of this 231-nucleotide messenger RNA. NCBI's taxonomy places the organism in Eukaryota, Metazoa, Platyhelminthes, Monogenea, Polystomatidea, Polystomatidae. The record is from the annotation of a GenBank genome assembly.
AUGCGUGAAGAUCCUAUUUCGCUUGCUGCCCCCGACCACACUCUUGAAUGGAAAUCGCAUUCUUUUGUAGAGACUUCCGCUACCAGAAGCUGCCAUUCAUCUCUCAGCAUCAAAGCUAUGGUGACUACGGGUGCUCGUCUUAGCAUUGCUUCUACAACCAGUGAUGGAGUGCUGGCAAGUUCGCUAGUUCUUUUUGCUUGUUGCACUUUACAAACUUUCGAGUUUAGAUAA